Messenger RNA from Cryptomeria japonica (Japanese cedar), 1403 nucleotides. RefSeq names its product GDSL esterase/lipase LIP-4. NCBI's taxonomy places the organism in Eukaryota, Viridiplantae, Streptophyta, Pinopsida, Cupressales, Cupressaceae. Gene Ontology annotation, molecular function: hydrolase activity, acting on ester bonds. Bases 161 to 784 code for a protein of 207 amino acids. The record is from RefSeq and is a predicted model, not a curated record. The transcript has 4 exons.
UCUCUCUCUCCAGACUAUGACCCAAAAUAUACCAUCCACAAAUCUAAUCGAUCAUCUGCUGGUCCUGGGGUUUCGGUACUUUCCCCCAUUUUCAUUUUCUUUGAAAUAAGCUCAAUUCCUCCGAGCCAGAAAGAAAAAUCCCAAUUGAAGGGUUUGGUAAAUGGCGUACUGGAAGAAGAAGAGCAAAAAACAGCUUCUUCUUGUGCUGGUGAGCAUUGCAAUAAUAAUAUUUUACCUGGUAAAUUCAGGGGAGGCAAAGGCAGGGGAAUGCAAACCUCCACUGUUCGUCUUCGGAGCUUCAAUGUUAGACGUGGGAGAGAAUCAGGCGGCCAGGCCAGGGCGGGAAGCAUCGGAGUUUCCUCCUUACGGCCUUCAUUAUUUCGGCCGUCCGGCCGCUCGCUACAGUAACGGCCGCUUGCUGAUAGACUUCAUUUCUCAGGGUUUGGGAUAUGGACUGGUGGAUCCAUAUCUGAGAUCGGAGGGGUCUAAUUUUAAGCGUGGUGCAAACUUUGCAUCGUCGGGAGCCACUUUUAAUUCAACUUUCUUUUCGCUUUCUGUUCAGAUCGAUCAGUUUCGUUUCUUUAAAGCUGCCGAGUUAGAUCUCAAUCUUACAGAGGGCUUGAGGGAAAGCAUUUUGACCAUUGAAGAUUUUUCAGAAGGAGUUUAUAUGAUUCAGAUUGGCCAUAAUGACUACAAACAAUUUUUUUCUACAAACCCUGGUCGUAAUGGGAACACAUUUGUCAUUGAAACUAUCCAACUUAUGAAGGAGGCACUUAUGCGAUAAAGAUGGCGAUAUAAAGAUGGUACAAUGCAAUGUUGGACCAAAUCAAAUCCUUUGUGAAGAAGGUCAUCCAACUCAAUUAACCAACAAAUAGUAGACAACAAAAGAGGGUUACUUGGAGCAUCGGUUCUGCCAGCGUUCAAAUCCUUUUUGUGUUUCUACAUUUUGUAUUAAUGAAAUGAAGAUGAUGGAGCAGAUGUUUGACACAAUCCAACUCCUUCCUGCAAAGGACAACAAUGUUGAUCCAAUCAAUAAUUUGGUUGACCGUCAUUUGAAUAGCAAAACCAAUCAUCCCAGAGGUAAAAUUAGGGUCGCCCAUCUUUCCAACACUAACAAUGUCCUUUAUCGUACAAAGAGAAUUCUAACUCCGAUCUAAAAAAAAUGUUAAUGGCAUCCCCUAGAUAAAAUCAGGACCACCAAAUUUUACAACUAAAGGCUUCUAUAGUUCGAAUAGAAUUCAAUGUAAUGUUGGUUGUGGGGAGCCAAGAUAAUGUCUUUGUUCUGAUGUAGAACAAUGAUAAGGCAUUUUUUUGCUUCAUUCUGACUAUCCCAUGACAAUGGGAGAAAACCCUGUCCGACAUGGCAAAAACAUCCCACUUGUGCCUGCCAAUUAUUAUGGUCG